GAGAGGCGAGUGAAAGGUCAUAUGAACAAUCCCAAGUUGUACUCUCUGUUCCAACCUAGGGUCAGGUGUAGAUAGGUCUCUCUUGUUCCACACUUGUCACCGGCCACAGAGAUUACCCGGUGUUGUGGUCAGUGUAACAUGCGCCAGUAUCAUUCUGACUUCACGCUGGAUCGAUAUGGCGUGUCUACAUCUGCUCGUAGUACUGGCUGUGCUGGGGGUGUCCCGGGCUUUGAACAACGGCCUCGCCCUCACCCCACCCAUGGGUUUCCUGGACUGGGAGAGGUUCCAGUGUAACACGGACUGUGUUAAUGACCCGGAUAACUGUGUCAGCGAGAAGUUGUUCAUGAAAAUGGCAGACAUUAUAGCGGAGGAGGGCUACCGCGAGCUCGGCUACGAAUACAUCGGCAUCGACGACUGCUGGCCUGCCAAAUCUCGGGACGCUGACGGCAACCUCGUGGCAGACCCAGAGAGGUUCCCCAACGGAAUCCUUGGUCUCUCUCGAUAUGUACAUUCACGUGGGCUAAAACUGGGUAUCUAUGAAGACGUCGGUACCAAGACGUGCGCAGGGUACCCUGGGAGCCAGGACUACACGAAGCAGGACGCCGAGACGUUUGCAAGAUGGGAACUGGACUUGCUCAAGUUUGAUGGCUGUAACACGGACGCAAAUCGCUCGGCAAUACGUAAGAUCAAAUUUCCCUUAAUGAGUCAAAGUCUGAACGCGACUGGCAGACCUAUCCUCUUUACGUGUGAAUGGUGGAGUGGAGACCAGACCCAGCACUCCCACUACACCCGCAACAGCGAGUACUGCAACAGCUGGAGGACCUUCACCGACAUACUGGACACGUGGCCCUCCGUCCUCUCCAUCAUCCAACACUACGCCCAGAACGCCGGGGACUUCAUCUCCGUAUCAGGUCCAGGGUCCAUCAACGAUCCAGAUGAGCUGAUCAUCGGGGACUUCAGUCUGAGUUACGACCAGGAGAAGUCACAGUUCGGGAUGUGGGCGAUGUUUGCCGCCCCACUCUACAUCUCCGCUGAUCUGAGGACCAUCAGACCAGAGGCCAAGGCCAUUCUACAAAACAAGGGCGUCAUCGCCAUCAACCAAGACCCACUCGUAAAGGGAGCCAAUAUGAUAAAAGAGAUUCAAAACGUUCAGGGUCUGGCUGGAAGCCUUUGGUCAAACCUGAAGUUAUGCAGACAUAAUCUACGAAGGUCGGCAGCUCUCAUGGACAUAAUGUACGAAGGUCGGCAGUUCUCACGGACAAAAUCUACGAAGGUCGUAGCUCUCAUGGACAUAAUCUACGAAGGUCGGCUGCUCUCAUGGACAUACUCUACGAAGGUUGGCAAUUCUCAUGGACAUAAUCUACGCAGGUCGGCAGCUCUCAUGGACAUAAGCUACGAAGGUCGGCAGCUCUCAUGGACAUAA
Molecule: messenger RNA, 1423 nt
Organism: Haliotis rubra (blacklip abalone)
Lineage: Eukaryota; Metazoa; Mollusca; Gastropoda; Lepetellida; Haliotidae
Product: alpha-N-acetylgalactosaminidase-like
Exons: 8
Coding region: 176-1423 (415 amino acids)
Biological process (GO): glycosylceramide catabolic process; glycoside catabolic process; oligosaccharide metabolic process
Cellular component (GO): cytoplasm
Molecular function (GO): alpha-galactosidase activity
Source: RefSeq, a predicted model, not a curated record